Messenger RNA from Ricinus communis (castor bean), 1504 nucleotides. RefSeq lists its product as uncharacterized. The record is from RefSeq and is a predicted model, not a curated record. The transcript is spliced from 5 exons. Lineage: Eukaryota; Viridiplantae; Streptophyta; Magnoliopsida; Malpighiales; Euphorbiaceae. The coding region runs from base 652 to 1188 and encodes 178 amino acids.
AAAAUUCAAGUCCUGAAAUAACAUUCAUUAGUAUGCCUCUUCUAAGUCCGCUCUUGAAAAGGAAAAAAAAGAAGAACCCAUCAAAAGAAAAUUAUAAAAUAGAGUUCCUAGCAAGUAGUAAUACUAGGAUUAAUAGUGUUAGUGACAAUAUUAAAGAAUUGUGGGGAUCCAAACAGUGCCUUAGGGGUAUAUGCGAGACAUCCAAAUUUUUAAGUAGAGGCAUAUUCAGUUAAAAGAAAGGAGAGAGAAGGAGUAGCAAAGACCGUUAGUUAACAACUCAUACACAGAAAAAAAAAAAAAGUAGAAGAAAGAAGGAAGAAAAAAAAAAAAAAGAGAGACUGCCACCAUCAAGAACCAGCCUUGUUAACAAUUAGUCCCUGUUUAACAUACAAAACCAGGAACCUACCCUCACCUUUCUCCUCUUUUUUCUUGAAUUGUAAUCAACCAUAGCUCCUUGUAACAACGCCUGUUAACUUCCUCCAUUAUUUCAAGAAAAUUCAAGCCUUGAUCUCUCUUUAAAAGAAAAUACUGAAUUCUUGAGUUUCUUUGUAUAAGAAAGAAAAUAAAGAAAGAUAUAAGAAAGAAAAUAAAGAAAGACACAGGAUUUUGUAUUUCUUUUUCUUUUUCAAGUAUUGGAUAUUAUAGAGAAAGAUGGAGGAGAUUGCAGGUGUUGCAGCAUCUGGGUCAUCGUCCAUUAAUAACUCGGUUUCUUCAUCGUCUGGUUCAUCUAUAUACACCAAUUAUCCUCUUCUUUCUGCUCUUGUUGCUUUUGCUAUCGCCCAAUCUACCAAGGUCUUCACUUCCUGGUAUAAAGAAAGGCGAUGGGAUUUCAAGCAACUUGUUGGAUCCGGUGGAAUGCCAUCAUCACAUUCUGCCACUGUUACUGCACUUGCCAUAGCCAUCGGGCUCCAGGAAGGGUUCGGAGGAUCAUUGUUUGCAGCUGCAUUGAUUUUAGCAUGUGUUGUGAUGUAUGAUGCGACUGGUGUAAGACUACAGGCUGGACGCCAAGCAGAGGUCUUGAAUCAAAUUGUGUACGAGCUUCCUGCUGAGCAUCCUUUGGCUGAGAGCAGGCCACUGCGAGAGCUUCUUGGUCACACCCCUCCUCAGGUAAUUGCCGGUUGUUUGCUUGGAAUUACUACAGCAGUCGUUGGCCAUUUUAUUGUUAGAAUGGCGAGCAGUCAAAGUUGAUGCACAAGGAACUCACAGUUGUUUUAGCAGUACAUCUGAUGGUUAAAACUCUGAUCACACACCAGGGCAGAAGGAAAAUUUGCAGACUUAUGACCAUAAGGGGGGUCAUAUAAGUUUGAUUGCUGAGUUUGUGCUGUCUCUAACUUGGCAUAUUCUGCAUUAAACAUACCAUAUAUUCAUUCUAACAGUAACAUUUCAAAGAUGUAAUUUGAUUGAUUGCAGGAUAGGUUGUAAUAGUCAUGUCUGUUGCAUAUACUGAACAAUUUCUGCCUAAUUGCAAUGAAAAAUACAGAAAUCCAGGCAGAUUGGUUCACAA